GUGUACUGUGAUAGUCAGUGCCCAGUGUUUAGCCAAGGAUUCAGGAUGUUGUUCCUGGCGCCACGCAAGCAUUUGCUUGCGAGCAAUUUACUAAUUCUGCUAAUGAUUUAUGUAAUGCGCAAGUGUUUGCAAUUAUUCUGCAUCAUUGAGAAUAAGGCGUGCAAACAGGACGAUUGCAAUUGUGAGCCAGGACAGGAGCAGGAACAGGACAAGGAACAGGACAAUUGCCAGGACUCGCCGCUGGUGCAGCGUCGUGGAGGAUUCAAAUUGAUUCCGGAUGCCAUGCGAAAAACCAUGCAUGGUUUUGGUUACGGCGAGGGACAUUAUCAGAUAUUUGUGGAGAAAAAGGAACGCAAUUUUCCCACCAAAUCCCGCUUGAAUGCGGCCAGUGCUGAACUCAAGCUGAAUCCCAAUUAGUUGACAGCUUUGCAGCUAAAUCAAAUGUGUGACCUCCAAGUCACCACAAACAUAUGUGCCAAUCACAACAACAAUUAUCCAAGUGUCUUCUUACCACAAAUGUUUUCAUUAAUUACGAGCUUAAGCAUUCAUUCAUUUUAUAAACGAGUACUCGUAUUUUGAAGCGCAUUCUCUUGGCCAUUAAUAAAAAUUAUAAAAGCUAAA
Molecule: messenger RNA, 621 nt
Organism: Drosophila innubila
Lineage: Eukaryota; Metazoa; Arthropoda; Insecta; Diptera; Drosophilidae
Exons: 1
Coding region: 46-417 (123 amino acids)
Source: RefSeq, a predicted model, not a curated record